AUGACCCGUAUUUCACUCCUUUUCACGAUCUUGUUGGUGGUAGGUUAUGCAUCUGCCUUUCAACCAAUCAGCAGACUGACUCCUCUGGCAUCAUCAUCAUCGUCAACUCGUCUAUUGGCGGCCGAAUUGGUGGACCAUGCAGUCGUCGAAGAAUCCGCUUCGUUUCUGUCCAACAUUCCCAUUCUCGAUGCGGUCCUCCAUGAACCCGUCGUUUGGUCGUCCCUGUGCAUGCUCUCCAUUGUCAGUCUCCUACUGACAUGGGAAGAGUCUGUGAAAAACAUUCGCAAGGGACUGCCGGAACCACUCAUGCCGGUACUGGAUUCCAUGUUGGCCGAAGUGGGAGGACUCGGUUUUAUCGGACUCUUUUUAAGUACAUUUGUCACGGGAGGACUCCUCGGAGGAAUGGUGGAAAAUCUCAGUGAAUCCUUUUUGGGAAAUGAAGAAAUUCUGCUAGAGACAUUUGAGUUUUUGCACACGGCAUUUUUUCAAAUUGGAGUGGGAUUCUUUGUCGUGGCUGGAUUGACAGUCGCCGAUGUUCUAUGGGAAAUCAACAAACUCAGUGACAUUACCAAUCUUUCCACGCUCGAUACAGACGGCGAUGGAGAAGUCUCACUCAGUGAAUUGGCCGAUGCACUCGGCUGUGGUGCCGUUGUUUUGGACGAAAAUGGCGAUGGACAACUCGAUGAGGAUGAAUGUACCAAUGCACUGCGCCAAUUCCCAACCCCCAAUGUCUGGGAACGCCUCUGGGGCAGCACACAGCAAGAUGUCAGUGCCGAAGCAUUGGUCAUUCGAGAACAAAUGAUUCGAAAGUUCGAUCUACCAGCCGAUUUUGAAGUCGAAACCUACAUUGGAAAAGUCUUUGGACACAAUUUGGAUGAAAUUGUGGAACUGUCACCCGUCACGUGGUUGCCACUCAUUCCACUCUUUGCACUCGCCAACUCGAUUGAUCUCAGUCAUGAUGUCGUCUCGGCGGCAUCCAGCAAUGGAUUUGUCACGGCGGGUGAAUUCAUUACCAAUCCAUGGGUCGUGUACUCCCGCAUUGUCCUGCAAAUCAUGACGUUGGUAUGGAGUCUAUUCAACUAUUGGAAAUUAACCAGUAUCAAAAACAUGCUCGUGGCAACAUUGGUACGAGCGGGAGGACCCACGGGGCCUGCUAUACUGUUGCGACCACGAUUCUACGACGAUGAACUGCGGGCACAAUUCAAUUCCAGUCCGGGGUGGGCGGCACCCAUUGAACGGGCAUUGACGAAAGGACGACCGGCCCGCAAUAUACAAGAAGAACUAUUUGGUGCCGCGGGGGCGGAUGGACCCGCCCUCUAUCGCAACUCCAUCAAGUUUCAUACGUGGUUGUGUGUGGCGCAGAUUGUAUUCAUGACCUCGGAGAUUGUCUUGCGGGAUGUCAAUGCACUCUUGGCGGAAUCCACCGUCAUGGCACAUCCCGAAGCGGUCUUUCCCGAAGAAAUUUUCUUUGGAUUCUUUGUCGCUGUCUCUAUUGGACAAUUGGCAUUGGCGCCACGCACAUUUCUCUCCUACAGUGCUUGCACAUCCAUUGAACUCAUGACCAAGGAAUGGGCAUUGAAGGCUGCACUCGAAGAAUCGAAAAUUGAAGAGUGGAAAGAAGAGCAAGGAGACGAUGAUGAAGCUUUUGGAUUGGUAGGAUACCGCAAGAGUUUGCAAGAAGGAGUGACCAAUCUAGCGACAUACGAUGGGCCAAUCUUGAUGCCGCCCGCCAACAAUGAUGGGUCAUCCGCCGCUAAUGGAAAUCCUGCCGCAACAGAAAAGGAGACCACCAACGCACAGCUGUAG
Seminavis robusta is the source of this 1806-nucleotide messenger RNA. The record is from the annotation of a GenBank genome assembly. NCBI's taxonomy places the organism in Eukaryota, Bacillariophyta, Bacillariophyceae, Naviculales, Naviculaceae.